AUGGGGUCAUCAUAUAUUGUACCACCAGUCAGCAAUAACGAAUGCAAGUUACCGCUGAUUCAUUCAUUGGAUUUGCACGGUUAUCACAGCACACUUCCACCAUUGUACCGGCCAGCAGAUGUUAAUGGCCUCACAAAUCCAAAUCCAAACCAAUUAUCAAAGCCAUUAACUUAUUACACACCAGGCCAGAAACAGAUUCCACCGGCUGGAUAUUUAUCACCAGGGUUUGUUCCUCAGUCAUUUGGAUACCGCACCAACUACACUGCCACAAAUGUGGCCAAUAAUCCAACAUAUAAUAGUAGCAAUACGUCCAACCAUUUUACGCAUAUAACUCCAGCAUCAUCGCCCUCUCGUUCUGAUUCAUCUUCGACCGAUGGCUUAUCAACACUAUACAAUGUUGCUACUGCUUCUGACGAAGCAAGUGCCCGCGAGAGGAAGUACAGCGAUUCGCUGGAAUCACACAGUGACUCCAAAAGUACUACACCUGAAGUUGUGAUUCUGCACCCUGAUUCUAUACCAUCCACCAAAAGCUGCAAACCUAGAAAGAAGAGACAAUGUCCUGAAUGUAACUUGUUCUUCUCGAACUUGGCUACACACAAAUCCACGCAUCUUAAACCAACAUCGAGGCCUCACAUUUGUAAAUACUGUAAUCGAGGUUUUGCUAGACCUAAUGACUUAUUCCGUCAUACAAGAUGUCACUGGAAAGAUGCGGGCUUCAACAAAGGACAGUUCAAAUGCCCUUACAAAAACCACUCUACAGGUGAUAACUGUUGUCAUACAUCGGGCAUAUUCAGUCGUUGUGAUACUUUCAAGAACCAUCUUAAAGCUAUUCACUUUCAGUAUCCUAGUGGCACCAAAAAAGACCAAAGAAAUAAGGUUAGUGGUAACUGUAGAAUGUGUCACAAAUUUUUUACCACGGUUGACGAUUGGUUGGUAAAUCAUGUAGAAAAGCAUGAGUGCCCAUUUGGGAAUUAG
Debaryomyces fabryi is the source of this 975-nucleotide messenger RNA. It is a transcript of the gene STP4, whose product is annotated as Stp4p. Bases 1 to 975 code for a protein of 324 amino acids. The transcript has a single exon. The record is from RefSeq and is a predicted model, not a curated record. Lineage: Eukaryota; Fungi; Ascomycota; Pichiomycetes; Serinales; Debaryomycetaceae.